Messenger RNA from Psylliodes chrysocephalus, 1624 nucleotides. The record is from the annotation of a GenBank genome assembly. NCBI's taxonomy places the organism in Eukaryota, Metazoa, Arthropoda, Insecta, Coleoptera, Chrysomelidae.
AUAAGUAGUUCUAGUCCUUGAAAGAUUAGAGGUUAGAAGUGUUUCUUGUUGUUGUUAUUGUUGAGUUUAAAUAGAGCAACAAAAACUACCAAUCUGAAAAUGAAAACUAAAAUGAUAACAAAUCAAGAUUUUCCUACAAUAUGCAGAUUAUGCAUGUCUACUCCUGAUGGAGAGCUACAGCCUCUUUCGCAGUUAACUACUUUAAAUUUAUUGAUUACUGUUAUACAAAUUGAUAUCAAUGCUGAGAAUCUUCCAAAAAAUAUAUGCUAUCAAUGUAUGACUCAGCUGGAUAAUAUACAUAAAUUUGUGGAAAAUUGUCAAAAUUGUAAUACAAUUUUAGAGACAUUGGCCGAUGAUACACACAUAGAAGUCACUAGUUUUAGCACAGGUUCUAUAAACGAAGAAGUUGAUAUUAAAACACAAUUUUAUAUAACAGAAACUUUAGAGUCAGAAAUUCAUCAACCAGAGGAAAUUGCCAAUGCUAAUAUGUAUGUGGAAUUAUGCCCCAAAUUUAAGUGUUUUAAGUGCCAGAAGCUGUGUACUACGAAACGUAGCCUAGCAGCUCAUAUGGCGUCCCACAGAAAAGAUAAAAUAUAUGAAUGCCCAGAAUGUUCUGUAAAUUUCCCAUAUGCUGAAUAUCUGAUGAGACAUUCUUUGAAUGUGCAUGGAACAGAAACAAAACCAUUUGUCUGUAACAUUUGUCAAGAAGGCUUUUUAAGAAAACGAACUUUGGAAGAACACAAAAACUUUCACACUGGAGAAACGCCUUACGUAUGUACACAUUGUGGUCAAAGGUUUAAAGUAUCCAGACACUUCUACAAGCACAUGUACCUGCUACAUAAUCCAAAUUUGUCAAAAACACCUAAGUACAAAAGAAAGUAUGUUGAAAAACGAGUACAUCUUCAUCUAGAAUGCAAAGAAUGUGGAAAAAUAUUUGCUAGCAGGUCCGGCUUUUCAAACCACCAGUUGAUCCAUGAAGGAAUCAAAAAAUUUCUUUGCAGUACAUGUGGGAAACAAUUUAUAACAAAUGCUCAGUUGCAAAAGCAUUUGAAAUGUCACAAAGACAGGAAUAAAAUUUUUAAUUGUGCAGAUUGUGAUAAAACUUUUACUUCAACAAAAACUUUACUUAUUCAUUCAACAAAAAUGCAUACUUCAGAAGAAACACAUAAAUGUUCUCAGUGCCACAAAGUUUUUAAUACAAAAGAUGAUCUAGUUGAACAUUUAAAUACCCACGUAGAGUCUUAUCCAUGUUCUUAUUGUGAAAAAACUUUUAAUAAAAAGUCUAAAUUACAAGUUCAUAUUCAGAUACAUUUAAAUCGUUUCAAAUGUGAAAUAUGCAGCAAAAAGUUUUCAUGUGCUUCUCAUCUGAACGGACAUAUGAGAAUCCAUACUGGAGAAAAACCAUUUAUGUGUACAGUAUGUGGAAAAACAUUUUCUCAAAAGCAAACAUUAACAGUUCAUAUGCGAAUACAUUAUGGUAUCACCCCUUUCGAAUGCAGCAAUUGUGAUAAAAAAUACCAUGAUUCUACAAAUUUGAGAAGACAUUUCAAGAGACAUCAUGAGAAUAGAAAGGAAGAGAAUCACAAUCAAUUUAUUUUGAAUCUUUAAUAUGUUUAGAAAAUAC